AUGUCGUUAUCCAAGCAGGCGUCGUGCAGCGACUUUUACCUUGCAUGUCGAAAUGGAGACACUGAAACUGUUCGGACGUUUCUUCGUACACUCACGUCUGCUGAGAUUAAUCGUUUGGAACCGAAUGGCAGCACGGCAUUACAUGCGGCCACUUACAAUGGUCACACCGAGAUUGUUCGCCUAUUAUUAUUACAUCAGGCUAGUCGAUCAGUAAUUAAUGUUUACAAAAUGACGCCGUAUCAAGAAGCUUCUAAAAUUGAAAUCAAGCAAUUAUUUCGCUGUCCGUCAUCGACUCGUUUUCUAAGUAACGCCAGCGAAGCUCAUGAUUUGGAUUGGGUGUUUGUCACGGAGGAUAUAAUUAAAAAAGCCAUGAAAUAUCGUCAAAAGUUAGUUGACAUGAGUCAUAAUUAUGUAUAUUCAAUUGAAGUAAUAAUCGAGACUUACCUUCGAAGUUUUGCCCUGACACCUGCUAUGGCUACCGUCUUAACGUACUUCCGUCUGGCGAUUAUUGAGAAUGAUCCAACAUACAUUGUUCGUGCGUACACAGUCGAAUCAGACUUUUAUAAACGUUUGAACAAAGAUUUAGCAAAAACAACGGAAAAUAUUCUUAAUGUUAAUUUUGUUUCAUUUGAUGCUCCUUUUCUGCAUUAUUCGAAAGAAUACGGUAGAAUCGCGGGUAUCAUUGCACGCCAUCCAAAACUCAAAUACACGUUCAUAGGUAUCGUUCAUCGAGGGAUGCAAUGUUCUGAACAAGAUCUAAGAAACUAUGUGGUGGAUAAACGUGUAAUGACAAAAACAUUCAUAUCUACUUCUCAGUCAAGAGAUCUUGCAUAUGAGUUUGCUUUUGGUGGUAAAGCAAUACCAGUCAUAUGUAAGUACGAAAUAAUCAAUAAGGGAACAGCAAUGAACAUCGAGACAAUGUCAGAUCAUUCAUACGAACGAGAAGUACUCAUUAUACCUUACACGGUAUUUAGAAUAACAAAAUUUGCGUGGAAAACACAUGUAGAUGGGAAACAGAUGGCGGAAAUUGAAUUGUGUGAAUGUGAAAACGAACAUAAGAACAAUAUAUGUGUCAUACUAUAA
Didymodactylos carnosus is the source of this 1083-nucleotide messenger RNA. The record is from the annotation of a GenBank genome assembly. Lineage: Eukaryota; Metazoa; Rotifera; Eurotatoria; Philodinida; Philodinidae.